Echinococcus granulosus is the source of this 1947-nucleotide messenger RNA. RefSeq names its product Fascin-2. Gene Ontology annotation, molecular function: actin filament binding; protein-macromolecule adaptor activity. The transcript has 8 exons. NCBI's taxonomy places the organism in Eukaryota, Metazoa, Platyhelminthes, Cestoda, Cyclophyllidea, Taeniidae. The record is from RefSeq and is a predicted model, not a curated record. The coding region runs from base 1 to 1947 and encodes 648 amino acids.
AUGAGUUGUCUCCCUUCCUCCACUUGGCCACACCACCUUGGUGGAUCGGAAUGUCCUGUGGGCAAGCGUAUUUUAACAACUGAUAAAGCCCUGCCAAGUUAUGACUCACCCCCGCAGCUUAUUUGGUGUCCCUCAGGUCGUCUGCUGACCUCGGAGACCUUCCAGGGUUCGCUUAACGUCUCGGGCGUCUCACUGAAGCGCAAGCAAAUCUGGACACUCUACACGGAAGAGAAGAACCCUACCGCUUUCCUUCUGCAAAACCACUUGGGGGACUUCCUCAGUGCUGAUCAUAAUGGCAAGGUGACUCUGGCCUCAGAGGAACCGGGCUCAGAGGAACGUUUUAUCAUCCACUUCGGACCUCGUGCUUCGGGUGAGAUCGCACUCCAAUCGGAGAAGCAUGGGUUCUACCUCCAGUGGACUGGCACAGAAAUGCGGUGCUUCUCUAAGGAACCAGUCUGGUGGGGAAUGCGUCUCGGAAUACAUCCGCAGAUCCACCUACACAGCGUUCACCGCUCCUGCUUCGUCCGUAGUGCCAACAAGGAGAGUGAGUUGCGCACAGUGACGAAGAUGCCUUGCAGCCCUAAAUUUCUUCUCUGGCUGGAGCAGUUGCCUCUACCGUCCACCUCAGGCGCCGGAGCCGGCACCUCCUCCAAGGAAGCGGUGGCUCGUCUCUCCCGCGUUGCUAUACGCACCCAGUCGGGUCGAUACCUUCGCGGUGAUAGCAGUCUAGUGGACAGCAUUGAAGAGGCCUCGCUCUUUGCUAUGUCGUUUAAGCCUGGUAGAUCGCAAGUUGUGAUGUUCCAAGAUGUAAAUGGCGAAUACCUAACUGUUGGAGCUCGUGGCGUUCUCAAGGUCAAGAUGGGAGCUCGAGAGCCCCGCAGAGAGGAGUUUUUCUCCAUUGAGACGCCCUCCAAUCAGGUGCGUCUCUGGGCCUGGAACAACAAAUAUGCCUGCAAUAAACACGGUUUGACGUUCUCUACCACGAUGGAGGAGCUAGAAGAUCAUAAGAACACGCUCUAUCAGCUGGAGUACGUGGGCGGUCGCGGUCUGGAUAUGGCGGGCAUCGUGAAUGCCGCUUCCACACCCUCGGUGGAUGCCUCAUCGGCGACCUUUGGUUUCGACGGGACGGAUGAGGGUGCCACUUACCUCACCACGGGUCUCUGGCGUCUUCGCUCACAGGACCGACGUCUCUGGCAGAUUCUGCCCACCGGUUCGGCUGAGCUAGCUCCUGAGGACUGCACCAAAGACACCACCUUUGAAAUGCUCUACGUACCGAGCUACAUGGAGGAGGGUACCAGCAGUGGCGGUGAAGGUGAGUCCAAAGGGCGGCUGAACUUGCGGGGCGGAGUGGUGUUACGCACUCUUGAUGGUGCGACGGUGUGCGCGAAGCCAUUGGGAGCGAUCGGUAUCUCUGACAAACGCAUUGACUGUGCCGCUUGGCAGCCAAGUCCAGCGGAGAUGUUGCAUCUAUUGCCGCUGAUUAAUCGCAUCUCCAUCGCCUGCUACUCGCCAUUUGCCUGCGCAUUCCUCGCACCCGCUGCCGGCGCCGCCACGCGGCGAUCUAGCCUAGGUGCCGCCUCCACCGUCGACUGCACUAGUUGUGUCCCCCAACAGUGGUUCCUGCGACAUCUCAUUUCUGGCACGGUACAGUUCUUUACCAAGCAGACCGAUCGGUGGAUGAUACUGAGCGUCACCAGCCAAGGCAAUGUGACUUUAACACCUAGCGAAACAGGUCCCGAUGAGACCGAGGCGGACGCGGCAGCGGGAUCAAAUUCCAAGGCAGAGUUCGUAAUCUUCAUGACCAGCGACAAGUACGCCCUUUUGCGUCCUCUCCUCUCUGUGGGAAGUGGGCAGCGUAGACCCGCCUUCCUCGCUGUCAGCCUCCAGGGUGGCGUUAAACUCGAUGUCUCCGGCACCAUUACGCCUGGUUGCAUCUGGCAGAUCUGA